Molecule: messenger RNA, 2397 nt
Organism: Sphaerodactylus townsendi
Lineage: Eukaryota; Metazoa; Chordata; Lepidosauria; Squamata; Sphaerodactylidae
Gene: SCPEP1
Product: serine carboxypeptidase 1
Exons: 13
Coding region: 117-1469 (450 amino acids)
Biological process (GO): proteolysis
Molecular function (GO): serine-type carboxypeptidase activity
Source: RefSeq, a predicted model, not a curated record
GGCCAAGACGGAAAGAGGGCAGUCCCUUUAAAUAACUCCUGCUCGCCACUUCCGUCUUUUAAAAGCAGCUGACUGCACACACCGGGGUCAUAUGAUUUCGACCGGGAGUUCCCUGAAUGUUUGCAGAAAUGGUGCCGAAGCAGAGGCUGGAGGUUGCGCUGCUGCUGCUGCAUUUUCUAGUGGCUUUCAGUUCAGGCUUAUUCCUAAAGGACCCAAAAGAACCAAAGCAAGACUGGGGGUAUGUCCCCGUCAGAAGCAACGCAAGCAUGUUCUGGUGGCUGUACUAUGCGGACAACCCUGCCAAGAAUUUCACGGAGCUUCCUCUUAUCCUAUGGCUUCAAGGAGGCCCAGGGGCUUCCGGCUGUGGAUACGGAAACUUUGAAGAGAUUGGCCCUGUAGACACUGAUCUAAAACCACGAAGGACAACUUGGUUGCAGGCGGGAAGUGUGCUGUUCAUUGAUAAUCCUGUGGGCACUGGAUACAGCUAUGUUAAUGACAGCAGCGCGUAUGCCACAGAUCUGUGUAUGGUCACGUCGGAUAUGAUGGUUGUUCUUAGAAAGUUCUUCAGUUCUAGGACAGAGUUCCAGACAAUCCCCUUCUACAUUUUUUCAGAAUCUUACGGUGGGAAAAUGGCGGCCGCCAUUGCUUUGGAGCUUCAUAAGGCAAUUCAAGCUGCGACGAUCAAGUGCCAUUUCCUUGGGGUAGCUCUUGGCGAUUCCUGGAUUUCUCCUUUAGAUUCUGUGCUGUCCUGGGGGCCUUACCUUUAUAGCACUUCUUACCUUGAUGAUAAAGGUUUAAAGGAAGUGACCGGUGCUGCCAAAAAGAUCCUGAAUGCUAUGAAUAAAAAGAAAUACAAAUUGGCAACGUUGCUUUGGGGCAAGGCGGAGGACAUCAUUGAAGAGAACACGAAUGGUGUGAAUUUCUAUAACAUUCUGACUCCAGAUUCUUCAUCCCUGACAUCCACCUCAAGUGAAUUGGUCCCCAUCUUAAAACUCUUCCAGCGUCAUGUACAAUAUCAACAUAAAGACAAGUUGAGUGAUUUGAUGAACGGACCAAUCAGAAAGAAGCUGAAAAUAAUUCCUGACCAUGUAAAAUGGGGAGGCCAGGCGCAAGACGUUUUCACACACAUGUCUGAAGACUUCAUGAAACAUGCCAUAGACAUUGUAGAUGGCCUCCUGGAAGCCAAUGUCAAUGUUACUGUUUACAAUGGGCAGCUGGAUCUCAUUGUUUCUACCAUAGGCCAAGAAGCGUGGGUCCGCAAGCUGCAGUGGCCCAAACUGAAGCAUUUCAGUGACCAAAAAUGGCAAGCUUUGUACAUAGGCCCCAAAACUGAAGAGACAGCAGCUUUCUUCAAGUCCUAUGAUAAUUUAGCCUUCUACUGGAUUCUAAAGGCUGGGCACAUGGUACCUGCGGACCAAGGUGAUAUGGCCCUGAAAAUGGUUCGGAUGGUGACUCGCCAAGAUCACUAACAGAAUCGGAGCCAGCUGGCUUGGCUCCCUUGAACGCUUGGACGGCAUCCCCUGUUUUGUUAAAUUGCACCUUAAACUGCGUUGCUGCCUGCCUCGGCCGUUGGAUUCUGCGCAAGAUAUUUCAAGGAGGGGAAGAUGCUGCCCUUGAGUGGACAUGCCUGCCAUUCCCUGUCCCUGCGCCGCACCCGCAGACUUUCAGCCCGAUGAACCGUUCAGUGGAGGAGCAGCUUGCUGCCGCGUUUGUUCUUGCAUGAAAUGUUGAGUGCUUUUGAUUUACGGAGAAUUCUUUCCACAGUUCUUUUACAGCUCGCUCCAAAAUGUGUUUACCAGGGAGUAGGGCUCACAGAGGGCUCAGGGUCACACAUAGCACAUCCAAUGGAAGACAAUUUUCAGAUUCUUCUCCAUCUCCCUUUAUAUGGAGGGGGGGGGGGUUUAACCUCAGGGGUAAAUCCACUGAAAGAAUUCACCAUUCCUCUUCCCUUCCACCCAGUUUAUUUUCUUGAUGAUAUUGGUUGUAGCUAUGUUUGAAGACAUGGCCUGUGGCCGAAAUGUAUGUGCAACUCAAAUUGUGGGUAAUUUUUUAAAAAUCAGGUUUAGUUUCUGGGCGGGGGGGAGGAAGGGGCUGGGUGACCCCUUGGCCUCCAACUUUUUCUCCUGCAUAAGCUACCUCCUUCCCUACUAAUAUUUGCCUUAUACAUAAAUGAUUCCCAUAUCUUCUGCAGGUCAAAAGGCAGCCAAGGUGGACGAGGCUGAGUGGGAAAGUAACUAAAUGAUGGAAAGGCUUCUCAGUUCCCCUCCGCAGUCAAAAUAGCUGAAAAAGCUUUACAUCUUGUGGCUGCAUAUAUAUUUUUUGAAAAGCACAUUUUUAUUUUUACCGACUCAAAAGAUACAGAAAAAAGACAUUAAUGAUAAAAAAAAAUUAUGGAAA